GAGCCAAUAAUCGCAUGUUAUGAAUUUUACAUUGAAAUCCCUAUGGAGCGUCACGCAAGUCACAUCCCUGUAUGUGAUCACUCCAAUCUAAUUGGGAUACAGUAUAAAAUAAAACCUCUCGCUCCGCCACUGGACGUGAGACGCUAUGAACCUAAAGUUGACCCUUACCGGUACUUGAGCUGCAGCCAGGAAACGUGUCCGAUAUGGACGGAAAUGGCGGCAAAUCACUCGUUAAAAUCGAAACAAAACUUGAAGAAGAAAUCCAUUCCGAUUUCGAAGAAAACAUUUUAGUAAGCAACGAAGCAUUGGUUACCAUAAAGGACGAAAUUACCAUUGCUGCCCAGUGCUCCAAAUCGCUGGUUGAUGAAGAAGUACAACAACAAACUGAUUGUGGAUGGAAUAUUAAAACUGAAGUUUCCAACGAUUUUGAAUGUGACUUCAGUCAACACAGAAACAGUAAGUUGGAACACAAUGUUUCAGAAAGUUUUAACUGUGCUCAUUGUGAUUAUGCAACCAAUAUUGAACAAUAUCUCAAACAACACCUUUUAAGACAUAUUGAUUCUAAAAAGUUUAAAUGUGCUAAUUGCGAAUACGAGACAAAUAACAAAUACUACUUUAAACAACACCUUUUAACACAUACCGAUUCUAAUGAUCUUAAAUGUGAUCAUUGUAAUUACGAGACAUAUAACAAAGGCUACUUUAAACAACACCUUUUAAAACAUGCAGAUUCUAAAGAUUUUAUAUGUGCUCAUUGUGAAUACAAGACAAAUAACAAAUAUCACUUUAAACAACACCUCUUAAAACAUACCGAUUCUAAAGAUUUUAAAUGUGCUCAUUGUAAUUAUGGUACAUAUAAUAAACGAUAUCUUAAAGUACACCUUUUAACACACAUCGAUUCUAAAGAUUUUAAAUGUACAAAUUGUGAUUAUGAGACAAGCAACAAACGCUAUUUUACACGACACCUGUUAAAACAUACCGUUUCUAAAGAUCUUAAAUGUGCUGAUUGUGAUUACAAGACAAAUAACAAAUACCACCUUAAACGACACCUUUUAAAACAUACCUAUUCUAAAGAUUUUAAAUGUGCUAAUUGUGAAUACAAGACAAAUAACAAAUACCACUUUAAACGUCACCUUUUCAAACAUACCGAUUGUAAAGAUCUGAAAUGUGCCAAUUGUGAUUAUGAGACAAAUGACAAAUACCACCUUAAACAACACCUUUUAAAACAUAUUGUUUCUAAAGAUUUGAAAUGUGUUAAUUGUCAUUACGAGACAAAUAACAAAUAUCACUUUAAACGUCACCUUUUAAAACAUAUCGAUUCGAAAGAUUUUAAAUGUGCCGAUUGUGAUUACGCGACAAGUGACAAAUACCAUCUCAAACGACACCUUUUAAAACAUAUCGAUUCUAAAGAUUUUAAAUGUGCUAAUUGUGAGUACGAGACCAAUAACAAAUAUCACUUUAAACAACACCUUUUAAAACAUAGUUUUUUCACGAAAUACAGUGGGGGAGAAGGUCGACUGCGAUAAUAAGUUGCUUUGGUUUGAAUUUCGGUUUGGGAAACCUCGCCUUACAUUACGAAACAAUUUUCACUGGAAAUUAAUAGGAAAAGUUAUCGUUCAGAGAUUUUCUAUAAAUCCUUAUCACGUUUUCUAGUUUAAAACGUAUUUGACCGUUUCACAAUUUAUUGGAAGCCUUUGAAACGGAUAAUGGUAACGGGUUACAAAUGGCUGAGUAAUCGUUAUCGCCUGGACAUUCUCCAAUUCAACUUGACAAUCAAAGAUGCAAUUCGCUUCAAGUACUUUGAUAUAAUUCGCAUGAUGCAUUCCUGUACGACACCAAGCUUCGAAUGGCCUCUCAUUAAAGGGGUGAAAUAUACAUUAAGGGAUUGGGUGCCUGAUAGUACUAAGUUUCCUCCGGGCAUGCCAGAAGGAAGGUGGAAAAUAGGGAUGCGAACUGUUACGGCCUACGGGAAACACAUCAUGACUACUAACUGGUAUUGCGCCGUGAAAUACAAGCUUAAAAUGGAAUGGAAGUAAUGCGAUAACCAAAUAAUUUGCGUUGAAACUAUUUACGAUACUUUAAACACUAGUAGGAUAGUAAAUUGUGGUAUUGUAAUGUUGGUGAUAGUAAAACACAAAGUUUGUAACGACCCUUUCCUACACCUGUGCACACGCCACUCACAUAACGCUCUCACACGUCCGUACGAGGUCAUAUAGUUUGAUAUUCGUGUGUGUAAAUAAAGUUAGUUUACCCACCA
Messenger RNA from Photinus pyralis (common eastern firefly), 2254 nucleotides. RefSeq names its product gastrula zinc finger protein XlCGF46.1-like. The record is from RefSeq and is a predicted model, not a curated record. Lineage: Eukaryota; Metazoa; Arthropoda; Insecta; Coleoptera; Lampyridae. Gene Ontology annotation, molecular function: RNA polymerase II transcription regulatory region sequence-specific DNA binding; DNA-binding transcription factor activity, RNA polymerase II-specific. Bases 204 to 1523 code for a protein of 439 amino acids. Gene Ontology annotation, biological process: regulation of transcription by RNA polymerase II. The transcript has 4 exons.